AUGUGGGGCUCUUCGAACACGGUUACAAAUGAUCACCAUUCGAAUGCCGAUAAUGAACCGUUGAUGAGUUCAAGGCAAGAAGCACGUUUCGCCACUCUAGAAGUCCAACAUCACAGUCCAUAUUCAGAAAACUUUACGACACAUCGUGAUCUCGAAACUGAGGAUGACCUCGAGAAUUCCUUUGAGGACAAAAAUGAAGAUGACCACACCAUAGGUUCCGCCGCACCUUUCUCUGGAACUUCGAACCGGAAGUGCUCACGCUUUCGGGUCAUCAGUACUGCGGUGACCUUCGCCUUCAAGGCCUCGGGGACCAUCUUCUGUACCCUCCUUACGGGUGUCGUCAUCUAUGGCUUGGUCACGAAUUCUAUCUUUCCGGCAAAUGAAACCCUCAAGGUGGAAGAGAACUCGCCAGUGUGCUCUGCUGAUAGUUGGUCCAAUGGAAGAUGGGUUUCAAGAAAUGAGACCGCUCCCGUACUGUCUUCCUUUGGAGAUAUAGUCCAGUGGUCUGGUUUCCCUGCGGAUUAUUGUGUAUCCAAUCGACUUCCGAAGACAAACCUAGGCACUCCUUGGGGCCAGAACGACACCGUAGAGCUGUGGGACUGGAGAGCUCAAGUGAGUGGCUAUGUAUGGCAGCCGGGAUGCCAGGAAAAUGAAAGGCGUCUGAAGCCGCAGCCGACUCCACAUAGUCUUAUCAAUGAACUGAUCUACGAAGGAGGAUGGCUCUUGAUCGGAGACUCUCUCAGUGCACAGUGGUUUUUGUCCCUUUCUUGUAUGCUUGCCCCCUACGUACGAGCAACGCCUUUCUGGACUCCAGACGUGCCGUGGAAUUCAACUCAGCAUCUAUAUCUCGACAGUGAGUCACCGUACGUGCAGCAAAUGAAACUUCCCAAAGACUUCGACAUCAACGUAACGCCAGUGGUCACAAUCUUGAGGAGCGGAUUAUUAUUGUCGAAACCUGAAAUCAUGAAUAUAGUCAAGAGGAACAAUCUUUUGCCAGGCAUCGAGUCAAUCGCUUGGAAUGAGACUGUUUUUGACAAUCCUCCAUCCUUAUAUCUUGACGAUUUUUUGAAUCCCACCUAUCGUUAUUCAAAGUUGGUCGCCUCCGCUGGUGCACAUUACACUUCAAAGUUAUUCAUGGAUCUUCCUCUAGACAAAGUCACAAGCGUUUUCCAUCAUGCAUUCGAGGAAUGGAUCCGAAUCAUCAAUAAAAUGUUGGAUGAUCCUCGAGCAAAAAACAAGAAAGUAUUCUAUCGAACUGCUACCGCUGGACAUCAAGACUGUCAUCUUCCCGAGCGGCUAGAUGGAGGUCCCCUGGCCGAGGAAGAAGCUCUACUUACACCCGUUUACAAUUGGCAGGUGAUACCGAUCUUCAACAGGAUUGCUCGGGCUGCCAUGAGUAAAGUGCGCCACCCCAGAUUCAAGUUCCUGUCAAUUGACCGUCCGGCCAUGUUGCGUCCUGAUGGGCAUAUAUUGAUCGACUGCCUCCACUUCACUAUCGGAACUGGUGUGGUCGAAGGUUGGACAGACUUUUUGUACAGCUAUGUUUAA
This is a messenger RNA of Melampsora larici-populina 98AG31, 1548 nucleotides long. RefSeq lists its product as uncharacterized. NCBI's taxonomy places the organism in Eukaryota, Fungi, Basidiomycota, Pucciniomycetes, Pucciniales, Melampsoraceae. The transcript is spliced from 5 exons. The record is from RefSeq and is a predicted model, not a curated record. The coding region runs from base 1 to 1548 and encodes 515 amino acids.